CAAUAAUAAAAAAUGGUGUUAAAAUGGUUCAAUUUGAUAAAGCUGAGGUCAGAAAGGAAUCUGAAAAUUGGAAAUAUGCACUGAUCCUCAACGUGGUUGGAGAUUCUCCAACUAUUGGGGAAAUCACCAUAUUCCAAGGGAGGCUCUGGACGUUUCAGCAUAAACCACACAUAUACUACCAUAACAAUUGUUAUUUUGUGAUAAGAUUCUAUAGUUGUGGUGAUAGUCCUGAUGUCUGGACCUCAUAUGCUGAAUAGUAAAAUAGUGAUUGUCAAGCCCUAGAGUACCAAUUUUAAUUUUAGUGAGGAGAUACUCAAAACAAUUCCCCUUUGGGUAACGUUUCCUAACUUACCCCUGAGUUGCUGGAGUCCCAACUCUCUGAGCAUGCUAGCUAGUGUAUUAGGCACCCUGUAUGUGCUGAUGAAUGCACCUCUCGCAAAGAGAGGAUUUUGUAUGCUCGAGUGCUUAUUGAAAUGGACAUUAUUGUCCCAUUACCUAAAACUGUCAAGUUGUUGGAUUCAUUUGGCAAGCGCUAUGACCAAGAAGUUAGAUAUGAAUGGUGGCCUCAGUACUGCCGAGUAUGCUGCCAACUUGGACAUAUCUGUCAGGCCGAGCAAGCAAAGCCCCAACCUAAGAAAGCCAAAGCUGAGACAAGGAAUACUAAGAAAGUUUGGCAAAGUAAGGAUGUCCCAGCAUCACCAAUACCUGAGGUGCCACCAGAGGAGGUGGAGGGUGAUCCUGAAAAUGGAAAAGAUGGGUGGACAAAAGUAAAAGGGAAAGUAGUUGCAAGGCCUCAGGUAUUCGAUGAAAGUAGUCAAUAUCUUGUGGAUGUUGAGAAUGGUUUCAUCCCUAUGAGAGGAACCUCAUUUCAACAGGUGUUGCAAGCAGCCCUAGGAACAGUGGACACAAGAUGCAGCUCUAUCCAAGGAGGAAAGCCUCCUCACCCCCACAACAAUCACCAAUGAUUAUUGCUACAUAGAAUGUUAGGGGGUUCAAUUAGUUUUUUAAGCACAAGGAGAUGAAGAAGAUAGUAAGUAAAGAGAAAAUAGUAGUUUGAGCUAUUACGGAACAUAGAGUCAUUAAACAAAAUGCCUCAAGGAUUAUAAAUAAAGUCUUUCCUACCUGGAGUUGGCAUGAUAAUUAUGAUAUUAAUGGGCGAGGAAGGAUCUAGCUAUUAUGGGAUCGAAGGUUGGUUGAUGUUACAGUACUUUGUACAAGCUCUCAGUUCCUUUACUGUGCUAUUAUAAGUGCAGACUGAUUUAUUGAGUUUGAAUUCACUACAAUGUAUGGCCUUCACACAAUUGCUGAUAGGAAACACCUUUGGCAGGAUCUGAUAGGAAUAGAGUCCAAUAUUCAGAGCCCGUGGCUCAUUAUGGGAGAUUUCAAUGCAAUACUCCAACUUGAUAACAGAAUGGGAGAAAGUGAAAUACAAGAUAUAGCGGUGAAAGACUUUGAGGAGUUCUUGGGGUUAAUUGGUCUAACAAUGAUAAAAAGAGUGGGAAGAUUCUAUACUUGGACUAAUUCACACAUUCACAGUAGGAUUGAUAGAGCCCUGGUCAAUCCUUCUUGAAUGUCUCUAUGGCCCAGCUUACAGUUGAAGCAAAAGAUCCUUAUUUUUCUGACCAUUCCAUUCUUUGCAUUAAAUUCAGUAGCAACCCAAGAAAGGUGGCAAGACCCUUUAGGUUCUUGAAUCACUUGACCGUUCAUACCUAAUUUCUUAAUAUUGUCUUUACUUGUAUUGUGCAAGGGGAGUAUAUGUACCACGUCUGGCACAAGCUCAAACUAAUGAAGGAAGGGAUGAAAGCUUUAAACGAACAUAGGUUCUGUAAAGUCGAGCAGAAGAUGUAAAAUACCAGGCAAGAUCUAUGUGAUAUUCAAGAGAAGCUAUGAACCUGCUACAUUGAUCCCACUUUAUAUGCUACAGAGAAAGAGCUUAAACUUAACUUAGAGAAAUGGAUCCUAGUAGAUAAAAAUAUUCUGAGACAACAAUCUAGAGUUCAAUGGUUGAGGCUAGGAGACACCAACUCAUCUUUUUCCAUGCCUAUAUCAAGAAUAGGAUUGCCCAGAAUCACACUAAAGGGCUGAUCACUAUUAGUGGAGAUGUGGUACACACUGACAGGGCAAUUGAAGCAGAGAUCAUUGGAUUUUACAAGGGACUGCUAGGCAUUUGUGCUACACAACUACCUGCAAUUACACCUAGUAUUCUAGGUGCUGGCCUUGAAAGAUAUAUCUACCCCUUAUAGCUCCAGUCAUAAGAGAAGAAGUCUACCUAGCCUUGAAAGAUAUAUCUGAUCUGAAGUCCCCAGGAUGUGAUGGAUUUAAUGCAUUCUUCUUCAAGAAAGCAUGGCCUAUUAUUGGAGAUGGUGUUUUAGAUGUCGCGAUCCAGUUUUUUCAGACUGCAUGGAUGUAUUAACUGCACCAUUGUUACCUUGAUUCUUAAGGUAGAUAGUCAUGUUGUGGUGUUAGAGGACAAGGAUGUAGUCAAAGCAAUUGUUGAAUAUGUGAAUAGAACUGGAGUAGAGGCAUUGAUUUUUGGUGCUGCAAGAAAAGACGGUUUUCUCAGAUUCAAAGCCAAAGACAUUCCAGGAGGCGUAUUAAAAGAGGUUCCUGAUUUUUGUACUGUACAUAUCAUCUCCAAAUACGAAAAGAUAACAUCUACACGACCUGCUUCUCGUCCCGCUCCUUUUGUCCAUCCACCACCUCACCAGUUCACCAACACUGGAUUUGCUAAUUCAAGAGGUAGAGCAAGAAAUCAAGAAAUGGAGGAAAUCAAGAGAGAACUUCAACAAAUAAGAGCUCAAUUCGUCGAAUUAGAGCAACAUACGAGGACGAUAAUUGUUAUGUUGUCCGAACUCUACGAGACUAUUGGGAGGAACCACAGCCCCUAUUCCGCAACACCAUCAUCUCCACCACCUCCUUCCCCUCCUCCUCCCUGUCCCGUAUUUGUUGUAAUCUCAUAAAUGGAAUCCGGAAAAGAUAGUGUGUAUGCAGUGUUAUUCCUACCUUACGAAGGUAGAGAGGUUAUAUUUUUCUUUUAAACGUGAAAUAAUCGAUACUACAAUAGUUUAGUUAGUUUU
This is a messenger RNA of Nicotiana tabacum (common tobacco), 3077 nucleotides long. RefSeq lists its product as uncharacterized. Lineage: Eukaryota; Viridiplantae; Streptophyta; Magnoliopsida; Solanales; Solanaceae. The record is from RefSeq and is a predicted model, not a curated record.